AUGGAUCCAACAGGACAGAGUCGUCGUCGGGAAAUAUGGGAUCGGUUCUGUGGUAAAGGCAGAAAGAAAGUGGGCUGGCGAGAGAGCGCCAGGAAUACUUUGUUUAGUAGCAUAUUGAACGUACUUCUCAUAUUCAUUCCUUUUGCUUGGGCUGCGCAUUUCGAGAAGGAAGAAGGCACUUGGGUUGACGAUAAGGUCGUCUUCUCCCUAUGUUUCUUGGCCAUCAUACCACUCGAGAGGCUUUUCGAAUUCGGUGGAGAGCAAAUGGCGCUGUACACUGGAAAGGAUCUCGGUGAUUUGAUUAUAGUGACCUUAAAUAAUGCCGUUGAAGCUGCUCUUGCCAUAAUUUUGCUGGUCAGAUGCGAACUCCGAAUUCUGCAAUCGACUAUUAUUGGUGUUGUUUUGCUACACCUACUCCUAGUACCGGGGACUGGCUUCCUCACAGGAGGAAUGGGUGUAUACCAACAAUCCUUACAUCCACACUAUACACAGCUCAACCUUACUCUUCUUGCCGUUGGGGUACUGAGCUUGCUAAUACCUGCAGCGUUCUUUGCUGCGCUUGACAAUAGCACUACAGCGGAAGCUGCACUCGAAGGCCAAAAUUCAAUUGACAAUUUUCUAAAAAUGAGCCAUGGACUUGCUGUUAUUCUCCUCACAAUAUACUGUGCAUCCCGGAUCUUCCUGCAUAAUCCACCUGGCGAUCAUAAUGCUUUCUUGCCGACCGAUAGCGCCCCGAAAGAACUACAUCGGCAUGAACGACAUCUGUUGCGUACGGAGCCGGAAGUGAACCCUUGGUUCUGCGCUCUGUUCUUGAUUGCGACAAUUGUUAUUAUGGCUAUCACCGCUGUAAUGUUGGUUGAGUCGAUCGAGCACGUUCGAGAAGACGGGAAGAUCACAGAAGAAUGGUUCGGUCUAAUCCUACUCCCUAUCGUAUCAUUCUCUGCAGACGGAGCUAUCGCGGUGUUAUACUUCUUCCGCAAGAUGUUAUUCCUGAAACCGGAAUCACCAAAGGCACUUGCAGAGGGACGACAAAUCGAGUUGAGCAUCCAGUUUGUGUUGUUUUGGAUGCCGUUUCUGGUGUUGUUGGCGUGGUGGACGAAUCGGCCGCUUCUGUUGCUUUUUGAUAUGUAUGAGGUUGCUGUCCUUCUUGGAGCGUGUUUCCUUGUGAACUAUAUCACGGCUGACUCGAAGACGAAUUGGGCGGAGGGAUACGUUAUGAUUGCGUUCUACAUUAUGAUUGCGAUGUGUACGUGGUUCUACACUGGCCAAGGAGCUAUCGCCGCUAUGCUCGAAGGGUGUCAUGCGAGUCUGGCGGAGGUCGAGGGUGAUCCGCUUGGUGAGGCCGUUAAGAUGGUGGAGGAGGCUGUGAGCACUGUCAUGGAGGAUGUGACGAAGAGGACCGUUGCUGUGAAGUGGUAG
Molecule: messenger RNA, 1419 nt
Organism: Fomitiporia mediterranea MF3/22
Lineage: Eukaryota; Fungi; Basidiomycota; Agaricomycetes; Hymenochaetales; Hymenochaetaceae
Exons: 10
Coding region: 1-1419 (472 amino acids)
Biological process (GO): intracellular calcium ion homeostasis; calcium ion transmembrane transport
Cellular component (GO): fungal-type vacuole membrane
Molecular function (GO): calcium:proton antiporter activity
Source: RefSeq, a predicted model, not a curated record